Molecule: messenger RNA, 15205 nt
Organism: Solea senegalensis (Senegalese sole)
Lineage: Eukaryota; Metazoa; Chordata; Actinopteri; Pleuronectiformes; Soleidae
Gene: herc1
Product: HECT and RLD domain containing E3 ubiquitin protein ligase family member 1
Exons: 79
Coding region: 254-15103 (4949 amino acids)
Molecular function (GO): protein binding; ubiquitin-protein transferase activity
Source: RefSeq, a predicted model, not a curated record
CUGAGGGGCUGGACUCAACAGACCACCGCCCGGACUCACAGAGAGAGGGAGAGAGGCGGGCCGAGGCAUGGAGUUGCAUGCACUGCACUGUCUCCUUUCACGGUAACGUUGGCAGAGCACGGAUUGGACUGGACUGGUCGUGUUUAUGCAAGGGAGCAAAACUGGAGUCCUGUGUGAAGACGUGAAGAAGAGGAAGAGGAGCGAGAGGAGGAGGAGGCCUUCUGCUGGACUGAUGGCUCCAGAGUGACAUGCCAUGGCUUUAAUGAUCCCCCCGGUGAAGCUCAAAUGGCUGGAGCACCUGAACAGCUCAUGGAUAUCCGAGGACAGCGAGUCGAUAGCCACACGGGAGGGAGUCUCGGUGCUCUACUCAAAACUGCUAGCCAACAAGGAGGUUGUGCUGCUGCCUCAGCAGGUGCUAUGUCUGAAGGGCCCCCAGCUUCCUGACUUUGAGCGGGAAUCCCUCUCCAGCGAUGAGCAGGAACACUACCUGGACGCCUUGCUCAGCAGCCAAUUGGCUCUGGCCAAGAUGGUCUGCUCUGACUCACCCUUUGCUGCUGCACUGCGCAAACGUGUGCUGGUGCUCCAGCGCAUCUUCUAUGCACUUUCUAACAAGUACCAUGACAAAGGAAAGGUCAAGCAGCAGCCACAUUCUCCAGAGAACAACUCGGGCUCGGCUGAUCUGCACUCCGUCAGUGAGCGGCCACGCUCCAGCACUGAUGCCCUCAUUGAGAUGGGUGUUCGCACGGGCCUCAGUCUUCUCUUUGCUCUCCUGCGCCAGAGCUGGAUGAUGCCUCCUCCACCCAGUCCUAGUGGAGUACCUGGGGGCAACAUAAACUUGUGUAAUGAUGUCAUUCACACAGCCAUUGAUGUGGUUAGCUCUCUGCCGCCACUCUCUUUGGCUAAUGAGAGUAAGAUCCCGCCAAUGGGCCUGGAUUGCCUGGCCCAGGUCACCACCUUCCUUAAGGGGGUGACCAUGCCAAACUCUGGGGCAGAUAUUCUGGGGCGACGCCUUGCCUCAGAGCUUUUGUUAGGGCUGGCCUCUCAGAGAGGAUCCCUGCGCUACUUGUUGGAGUGGAUUGAGAUGGCUCUGGCCGCUGCAGCUGUGGUCAGUACCAUGGAACAGAACAAGGUGCUACAGAACCAGGAGGGCCUCAUUGGCUAUGAUUGUUUCAUGAACAUCCUCAUGCAAAUGAGACGGUCUCUGGGCUCCUCAGCUGAUCGCAGCCAGUGGCGGGAACCCACACGGACACCUGAUGGCCUGUGCUCACUGUAUGAGGCAGCACUCUGCCUAUUUGAAGAAGUUUGUAGAAUGGCGUCGGACUACUCUCGCACCUGUGUGAGUCCUGACAACAUACAGACGGGCGAGGCACCAGUGGUGUCUGAGACCUGCGAGGUGUAUGUGUGGGGCAGCAAUAGCAGCCAUCAGCUCGUGGAAGGAACACAGGAGAAGAUCUUGCAGCCGAAGCUGGCUGCCAGCUUUGCUGAUGCACAGACAAUUGAGGCGGGUCAGUACUGCACAUUUGUGAUCUCCUCUGAUGGCUCCGUCCGGGCCUGUGGAAAAGGCAGCUAUGGCCGCUUGGGCCUUGGGGACUCCAACAAUCAGUCAACCCUCAAGAAGCUGACCUUUGAACCCCACCGUGCCAUCAAGAAGGUGUCGUCGUCCAAGGGCUCAGAUGGCCACACACUGGCUUUCACGACGGAGGGUGAGGUGUUCAGCUGGGGUGACGGUGAUUAUGGCAAACUGGGUCACGGGAACAGCUCAACACAAAAAUACCCCAAACUUAUCCAGGGUCCACUGCAGGGGAAGGUGGUUGUCUGUGUGUCUGCUGGCUACAGACACAGUGCUGCAGUCAGUGAGGAUGGAGAGCUCUACACAUGGGGUGAAGGGGAUUUUGGAAGAUUGGGUCAUGGUGACAGCAACAGCCGAAACAUUCCUACGCUAGUUAAAGACAUCAGCAACGUUGGAGAGGUUUCAUGUGGUAGCUCCCAUACGAUUGCACUGUCGAAGGAUGGAAGGACUGUUUGGUCAUUUGGAGGUGGAGACAACGGAAAACUAGGUCAUGGUGACACUAAUCGGGUUUACAAGCCAAAAGUAGUGGAGGCCCUGCAGGGGAUGUUUAUCAGGAAAGUGUGUGCAGGAAGCCAGUCGUCUCUCGCCUUAACCUCCACUGGACAGGUGUAUGCCUGGGGCUGUGGUGCCUGCCUCGGAUGUGGGUCUUCUGAGGCCACAGCCCUCAGACCCAAACUAAUCGAGGAGCUGGCUACCACCAGGGUGGUGGACAUCUCUAUAGGGGACAGUCACUGCCUGGCCCUCUCACAUGACAAUGAAGUAUAUGCAUGGGGCAACAACUCAAUGGGCCAGUGUGGUCAGGGGAACUCCACCGGGCCCAUCACAAAGCCCAAGAAGGUCGUUGGCCUGGACGGAGUUGCCAUUCAGCAGAUCUCAGCUGGCACGUCUCAUAGCCUGGCCUGGACAGCGCUUCCUAGGGAUAGGCAGGUGGUGGCGUGGCACAGACCGUACUGUGUUGACCUUGAAGAAAGCACCUUUUCCCACCUGCGCUCUUUCCUCGAGCGCUAUUGUGAUGGCAUCAACAGUGAAGUUCCCCCUCUUCCCUUCCCCUCCUCCAGGGAGCAUCAUAACUUUCUCAAGCUGUGCCUUCGACUCUUGUCCAAUCACCUGGCUUUGGCUCUGGCCGGGGGCGUGGCCACCAGUAUCUUAGGUCGGCAGGCAAGGCCACUGAGGAACCUGCUCUUCAGACUGAUGGACUCUUCUGUGCCAGAUGAGAUUCAGGAAGCUGUGAUUGAGACUCUGUCCGUGGGGGCGACCAUGCUGCUGCCUCCUCUGAGAGAGAGGAUGGAGCUGCUUCACUCCCUGCUGCCUCAGGGACCUGACAGAUGGGAGAGUCUCUCUAAAGGACAGAGGAUGCAGCUUGACAUCAUCCUGACCAGUCUACAGGACCACACCCACGUGGCCUCGCUCCUGGGUUACAGCUCUCCUGCUGACGGCCCCGAGGUUCUGUCCUCUGGUGUUGGUUUCACAGCUUCCCCAGAUUCCACCUUCAGCACCACAGCGGGACAUCCAGACACACACCUGGCUGAGAUCCUCAUGAAGACUCUACUCAGGAACCUGGGCUUUUAUACUGACCAAGCGUUUGGUGAGCUGGAGAAGAACAGUGAUAAACUGCAGCAGGGCAUGUCCUCCUCUGACAGCAGUCAGCCAGCUCACCUUCACCAGCUUCUCUGCUCCUUGCAGAAGCAGCUGCUGGCAUACUGCCACAUUAACUCAGUCACUGAGAGCUCGAGCAGCGUGGCUUUACUCCACAAACAUCUGCAGCUGCUGCUGCCUCAUGCCACAGAUAUCUUCUCCCGCUCUGCAACGCUGAUAAAGGAAAGCUCCUGGAAUGGCAGUAUACGAGAAAAACUUCAAGAUGUGAUCUUCGUCUCUGCAGCAGGCAGCAUGCUUUGUCAGAUCAUCAACUCUUUGCUGCUGCUUCCUGUGUCAGUGGCGAGACCACUGUUGAACCACCUGUUGGACCUGCUCCCUCCCCUGGACCGACUUAACAGACUGCUGCCUGCUGCUUCUCCUCUGGAGGACCAGGAGCUGCAGUGGCCUCUUCAUGGGACGUCCGACUAUGCUGAGCCAGCCUCAGGUAUGUCCCUGCCUCAGCCAGCAUUGUCCUGGGUAUGGCUGGUGGACCUGGAGAGGACAGUUGCUCUUCUGGUUGGCCGAUGCCUUGGUGGGAUGCUGCAGGGAGCCACCACCUCACUGGAAGAACAGGACACGGCUUACUGGCUCAGAACACCGCUCUUCAGCAACGGCUUGGAGAUGGACAUCCCUCUGCUUGACUCGUCCAUCAGCUCCCUGUUGGAGGCAGCUCUGUGUGGAAAUGAGGAGCAGAAGCCGUUCGACUGCACGUUGUGUCCUGACCUGAGCGUCCUGGUGGACCUGGCUCUGGGUUCAUCUAAAGAACCUGCCAACAGCCUGUGGAUCAACAUGCAGGACUACGCCAUGAGCAAAGACUGGGACAAUGCGUCUCUCAGUAACGAGUCUCUGUUGGACACUGUAUCCAGGUUUGCAUUGGCAGCCUUAUUAAAGCACACUGGGCUGCUGGGCCAGGCCUGUGGGGAUGGCAGAUACCAACCAUCUAAGUCUCUGGCUGAGAUUUAUCGCUGUGUUUACAAAGUACGAAACCGCCUGCUGGCGUGUAAGAACAUAGAUUUCAUCCAGACACGGUCUUCUUCACGCGAGAGGAGGAUCUCUGACAAUCAGGACUCUCUGGACAUGGACCCUCAAGAGCACUCAUUCACACGCACUAUUGAUGAGGAGGCGGAGCUGGAAGAGAGGGCGGACCGCGAGAGAGAAGAGGGUCACCAGGAACAAGAUGAUGAAGAGGAGGACCAUGAACAUGAAGUGAUGACAGCUGGAAAAAUCUUUCAAUGUUUCCUCUCAGCGCGGGAAGUCGCUCGCAGUCGGGACAGAGAACGGACCAGCAGCAGCGCAGGCCUGGGCUCUGGCUCGAGGAGUGGAGGCAGAGAGGAGGACGUCAUUCUGUCUCAGGAGGGCAGGUUGGGCAGCGCGGGUCUCCCAGAGGGCCAGGACCUGUACACGGCAACCUGUAACUCAGUGAUCCACCGCUGUGCCCUGCUGCUGCUGGGCUUGAGCCCCAUGUUUGGAGAGAUUAGCAAACAGCACCAGGAGGAGGGUCAGACCCAGUCCACUACAGGGACACAUGAGUCUCUGAGCUUCAUGACCAGGAGUGAGAGUCUGAGCGCAGAGAGCCGCUCAGUGCAGGGCAGCCCGAGUUACAGACUGAUCAAGUCCAGGAGCGAGUCUGAUCUGUCCCAGCCCGAGUCGGAUGAAGAGGGUUACACUCUGAGUGGAAGGAGAAACGUUGACCUGGACUUGGCGUUUUCUCACAAAAAAAGAGGUUUACUUCACAGCUCCCCAGACUCUGUGGCUGAGUCUUGGUUCAGAGCCAAACUGAGCCGCCAGCGCAGCUACGGCUCGGCACACUCGUACGAAGAGUCAGACUUGGACCUGAGCCGCUCGCUGGGCAUCCACGCUCUCAUUGACAACAUGGUCAGUUUCAUCAGUGGUGAUGUGGGCCUUGUGCCUGCCUUCAAGGAGCCAGAGGAGGGUAUGUCAACUAGCCCUCAGGCUAUUAUCCUGGCUAUGGAACAACAGCAGAGCAGAGCAGAGUUGCGACUUGAGGCGCUCCACCAGAUUGUGGUGCUGAUCUCUGGUAUGGAGGAGAAGGGCAGUCAGCCCGGCUUUCAGUCCUCCUCCCUACUCACCUCUGUCAGGCUGCAGUUCCUGGCGGGGUGUUUUGGCCUCGGUACCGUUGGCACUGGAGGCUUAAAGAGAGAGAGUGUGCAGCUGCAUCACUACCAGGAUGGUGUAAAAGCAGCUAAGAGGAGCCUCCAGCUUGAAAUCCAGACAGCUGUUCAUAAGAUCUAUCAGCAGCUGUCUGUCACACUUGAAAGAGCACUGCAGGCCAAUAAGCACCACGUAGAAGCACAGCAGCGCCUCCUACUGGUGACUGUAUUUGCACUGAGCGUUCGAUAUCAGCCUGUGGACGUUUCCUUGGCCAUCUCAAGCGGGCUGCUUAAUGUGCUGUCUCAGCUCUGUGGCACAGAGACCAUGUUGGGGCAGCCACUACAACUCCUCCAGAAACCUGGUGUGUCCCAGCUCAGCACAGCACUGAAGAUGGCGUCCACUCGCCUGCUGCAGAUACUUGCCAUCAGCACGGGAACGUACGCAGACAAGUUGAGUCCAAAGGUGGUGCAGUCGCUUCUGGACCUUCUGUGUAGUCAGCUGAAGAACCUUCUGUCUCAGGCAGGAGUCGGUGUUCUGUCUUCAGGGAAAGACCAAGAGGACAACAAGCAUGAGGAUGGUGCCGACACAGAGAAGAAAGACCUGAGAGCUCUGCUUCGUAAGCAGCAUACUGCAGAGCUACACCUGGGAGACUUCCUUGUCUUUCUCCGGAGGGUCGUGUCCUCCAAGGCCAUCCAGUCCAAAAUGGCGUCCCCCAAAUGGACCGAAGUUCUUCUCAACAUUGCUGCCCAGAAAUGCUGCUCAGGGGUCCCUCUGGUGGGAAACCUGAGAACUCGGCUCCUGGCUCUUCACGUCCUGGAGGCUGUGCUGCCUGCGUGUGAGGCCAAUAUGGAGGAUGACCAGAUGACACAGGUGGUGGAGCAUCUGUUCUCUCUGCUGUCUGACUGCAUGUGGGAAGCUCCCAUUGCUCAAGCGAAGCAUCUAACCCAGAUUAAAGAAAAAGUCCAAGAACUGAAACUACAGGGGGAGGCAGAGGAGGAGGAUGAGAAUCUUCCCAUCCAGGAAGUGUCCUUUGACCCAGAGAAGGCUCAGUGUUGUGUGGUUGAGAAUGGCCAGGGCCUGACACAUGGCAGUGGGGGAAAAGGCUACGGCUUGGCCUCCACGGGGAUCUCCUCUGGAUGUUAUCAGUGGAAGUUUUAUAUUGUGAAAGAAAACCGAGGCAAUGAGGGCACGUGUGUCGGUGUCUCUCGAUGGCCCGUGCAUGACUUUAACCACCGCACAACUUCGGAUAUGUGGCUGUACCGGGCGUACAGCGGAAACCUCUAUCACAAUGGUGAACAAACGCUGACACUGAGCAGCUUCACUCAGGGAGACUUCAUCACCUGCGUUCUGGACAUGGAGGCCCGAACCAUCUCAUUUGGCAAGAACGGAGAGGAGCCAAAGUUGGCGUUUGAGGAUGUUGAUGCCACAGAGCUUUAUCCCUGUGUGAUGUUCUACAGCAGUAACCCUGGAGAGAAGGUUAAGAUCUGUGACAUGCAAAUGAGGGGAACGCCUCGAGACCUCCUACCUGGCGACCCGGUCUGCAGCCCCAUGGCCACAGUUUUGGCUGAGGCCACGACUCAGCUGAUUCGCAUCCUACAUCGCACCGACCACUGGACCCAUCGCAUCAACAAAACAAUGAUUGAUCGACUUCACAAAAUCAAACCUUGCUUCAGAGAGUUAGCUGGUGCAUCUGGAAGCGGCGGGGGACAACGGCUGAAAAAGAGCCGCUCAGUGCAGAGCCGCGAGGAGCAUGAUGCCCAGAGAGAAAGCCAAGAAAUGCCCAUGAGAACAGAAGAGGAGAGAGGACGCCACGGACGGCAGCACGGCUUGGGGGAGUUGUCGGAACUCCAUCUUAGAACGCUGUGCACAGAGGUGUGGCCAGUCUUGGCAGUGAUUGGGGGUGCAGACACGGGCUUGCGUGUUGGUGGCCGAUGUGUACACAAACAGACUGGGCGCCACGCUACUCUGCUUGGUGUGGUGAAGGAAGGCAGCACUUCAGCUAAGGUGCAGUGGGACGAAGCUGAGAUCACCAUCAGCUUCCCAACUUUUUGGUCACCUAGUGACACUCCACUGUACAACCUGGAGCCCUGCGAGCCGCUGCCGUUUGACGUGAUGCGUUUCCGUGGCCUCACUGCUUCACUUCUGUUGGACCUCACCUACCUUACCAGCAUCCAUGAAGAAACGGCUGCUAAGCUCAGUGCGCGGCGUCAUGACAAGAAGCAUCGCAACGCAGCAUCAACUGGGCAUGAGCCAACCACUAAUGAAGAUAAAGCGGACAAUGAGAGACACAACCGUAACGAACAACAUGAUGCUGUCGGAGACUCUGGAGCAGCUCCAAACACUGUUACCUCUGAACUGCGUGUGUCCCACAGCCUAGACGAGGUGAAGGCGCACGUAGCACCCAACUCAAAGUCAGAGAGUGAGAUCUCCUCUGUGGUCGGUGGGAAUGAGACGCUUUUCACAGCAGCUCCUCACACUCCUGCCGGUGGCAACAGGAAGAAAUGCCACGAGCAUGGCUCCCGCGGUCAUGAGCCUCCUUCCUCCUCCAUCCCCACACAGUCGGAGAUUCACGCUGUUCAGCUGUCCUACCUCUACCUGGGAGCCAUGAAGACUCUGAGUUCCCUGCUGAGCUGCAGCAAAUAUGCUGAGCUACUGCUCAUUCCGAAGGUAAUACCAGAAGCAGCACCCAGUGGGCACAACGCUGAUCUAAAUGCUAGUACCAGUGGAAGCGCAGCUACCACUUCACCAGUCUGUCAGGAAGAGGUAGAGAUGCGCGCAGCGUUGCAGUUUCUCAUGCGUCACAUGGUGAAGCGGGCAGUGAUGCGCUCCCCCAUCAAACGGGCAUUGGGCCUGGCAGACCUGGAGAGGGCGCAGGCUGUGAUCUACAAGCUCGUCGUGAGUGGGCUGCUGGAGGAGCCCAGUGUUGGAAAAGUCAAGCCUGGAGUGAGGAUUGAACCGGAGGGUGAGGGGGAAGGUAUAGAGGGUGAGCAGUUGGCACAGACUCCAGUCACCACCAGCCCCUCUGCCUCCAGCACUACCUCCUUCAUGAGCUCAUCACUGGAGGACACCACCACCGCCACAACACCGGUCACAGACACAGAGACCGCCCCCGCCUCAGAGUCGCCGGGGGUCAUGCCUCUCAGCCUCCUAAGGCAAAUGUUCUCCAGCUACCCGACCACCACCAUGGUUCCAACACGCCGAGCUCAGACUCCUCCAGUGUCAUCUCUGCCGACCUCUCCCUCUGAUGAUGUUGGCCGUAGGCAGAGUCUCACCUCCCCUGACUCCCAGCCCACCAGACCACAGAACAGAACAGGCACCUCUCUGUCAGACCCUAGCAGCAGGCUGUCAACGUCUCCCCCUCCUCCUGCCAUCGCUGUGCCCCUGCUGGAAAUGGGCUUCUCCUUGCGCCAGAUCACCAAAGCACUGGAGGCUACAGGUGCUCGAGGUGAGGCUGACGCUCAGAACAUCACAGUACUGGCCAUGUGGAUGAUAGAACAUCCAGGUACAGAGGAUGAGCCAGACGAGCCUCACCAGAGAGGCGGUGGUGGUGGUGGCGGCGUCGGUGGCGGCGGCGGCAGCACUGACAGGUCUGAACCCUCUUGUCGAGGGGCAACAGCUUCUUCUGGUGGCAAAUGUCAAGACAGGAGUUCAUACCUGUGCUCACCUGGAGACAUCGCUAGUGCAGAUGCCUCAGAGAUGGAAGAGGGUUUCAGCGACAGUCCUGAGGGUCUUGAACAGGACAAUGCAUCAGCCACCAGUGGCUCCGCUCUUAGAGGACGCUCUGCUGCCGGCAGGAAACACCGCUUCGACCUGGCUGCACGAACACUGUUAGCCCGUGCUGCCGGACUGUACCGCUCAGUGCAGGCGCACCACAGUCAAUCGCGCCGUGAGGUCUCAUCCCUCCAGCAGCAGCAGGACCCAGCCACUCUCUAUGACUUUAAUCUGGAUGAGGAGCUGGAGAUGGACCUGGAUGAGGAGACCAUGGAGGCCAUGUUCGGCCAGGACCUCGCUAGUGACACCGACAUUCUGGGAAUGUGGAUCCCGGAGGUACUGGACUGGCCAACAUGGCAUGUGUGUGAGACAGACGAUCGAGAUGAGGUGGUGGUGUGCGAGCUGUGCGAGGCCAACGUGGCCAACUUCAAUCAGCACAUGAAGAAGAGCCACCCAGGCUGCGGCCGCAGUGCCAACCGCCAAGGUUACCGCAGCAACGGCUCUUAUGUGGACGGCUGGUUUGGGGGAGAGUGUGGCAGCGGGAAUCCCUACUACCUGCUGUGUGGAACGUGCAGGGAGAAAUACCUGGCCAUCAAGAGCAAGGCCAAAGUACCUAUAGUAGAGAGGUAUAAGGGACAAGCUCCAGACCUCCUGGGAAAACAGGACAGUGCCUAUGAAGAGGACUGGGACAUGCUAGAUGUUGAUGAGGAUGAGAAGCUGACAGGGGAGGAAGAGUUUGAGCUCUUGGCCGGACCGUUGGGUCUGAGUGAGCGAAGGAUCGUCCCCGAGGCUGUUCAGUUCCCUGACAGCGACCCACUUGGAGCUUCUGUUGCCAUGGUGACCGCCACCAACAGCAUGGAGGAGACCUUGCUGCAGAUAGGCUGUCAGACCUCAGUGGACAAGAGUUCAUCAGGCAGGGUGACACUGGGCGAGCAGGCCACCGCCCUGCAAAACCCACAUGACCGAGUGAUGGCACUGAGGAGGGUGACAGCUGCAGCUCAAGUGCUGCUGGCCAGGACCAUGGUGAUGAGAGCGCUGUCGCUGCUUUCAGUUAGUGGUUCAAGCUGCAGCCUUGCAGCAGGUCUGGAGUCUCUCGGUUUGACUGACAUUAGGACUUUGGUCAGACUGAUGUGCCUGGCAGCGGCAGGCCGAGCCGGGCUUUCCACCAGUCCUACAGCGGGCUCUGGCCACACUGAAAGGCCCCGCGGGGCCACCAAGGCGAGCAAACCCAUCUCGUGUCUGGCUUACCUCAGCACAGCAGUGGGUUGCCUGGCAUCCAAUAGUCCCAACGCCGCCAAGCUGCUUGUGCAGCUUUGCACUCAGAACUUGAUCUCUGCAGCUACUGGCAUGAAUCUGACAACAGUAGAUGACCCCAUCCAGAGGAAGUUUCUGCCCAGCUUCCUCCGUGGUGUCGCUGAGGAGAACAAGCUCAUUACUUCCCCGAACUUUGUGGUGACACAGGCGCUGGUGGCUCUGCUGGCAGAUAAAGGGGCACGACUCAGACCCGCAUAUGACAAGACUGAUGUGGAGAAAAGAGGCCCUCUGGAGCUGGCCAAUGCACUGGCAGCUUGCUGCCUGUCAUCAAGGCUGUCCUCACAGCACCGCCAGUGGGCUGCCCAGCAGCUGGUCCGCACACUGGCCGCCCAUGACCGUGACAACAACCAGAGCCGGCCACAGACCUUUGCUGACAUGGCAGGGGACCUGCGGAAGUGCUCCUUCAUCAAGCUUGAGGCUCACCAGAGCAGGGUCAUCAUGUGUGGAUGGUGCAGUAAGAAAGGCCUGUUGGCCACGAGUGGCAACGACGGCACAGUCAGAGUGUGGAAUGUGACCAAGAGCCAGUACACACUCCAACAGACGUGCAUCUUUAAUAAAGAUGAUGGCUCCUCAGAAGAGGGCGUGUCCAGCCUCGGAUCUCCCAGUGACAUGUGUCUGUCUCCUUUGGCAUGGAGUGUAACCGGGAAAUAUUUGGCCUCCGCCAUUGAGAAAAUGGUCAACAUCUGGCAAGUUAAUGGUGGUAAAGGUCUCCUGGAUGUGCAGCCUCACUGGGUUUCAGCUCUAGCAUGGCCUAAAGAGGAAGAGUCUUUAUGGUGUGGUGAACCCAAGGACAUGCUGCUGGUGGGUCGGAUGGACGGAUCUCUGGGCCUCAUUGAGGUGCUGGACACGGCCACAAUGCACCGCACAGAGCUGGAGCAUUGCUACAGGAAAGAUGUGGCAGUGAUGCACAUUGCCUGGUACAGUGAGGACAAGCCUUUUGCUGUGGGCUACGCAGAUGGCAAGCUACUUAUUGGAUCCAAAGAGCCCUUAGAAAAGGGCGCCAUUGUGGUUAUCGACGCACACAAGGAGUCCAUCAGCUGUAUGAAAUGGAGCCCCACUGGUCAGAUCCUGCUCACCUGUGCCAAAGAGGAGACAGUGAAGCUUUGGGCGAGCCACGACCUUCGCUCCAGCUGGCGCUGCCUGCAAAGUCUCAGACACCCUUCCGUGGUUAACAGUGUAGCCUGGUGUGGCCUGCCUGGAUGUGGGCAAAAGCCCCUCAACAUGUUGGCCAUAUGCUGCCAGAACGGUCUGGUUUCAGUUUGGACUGUUCCUCAGGAUGUUUCCCACUUUGCAGAAUCCUGCUCACCUGACUCAGAGGGAUGGUGGGAGAAUGAAGCAAAACCUAAAAUGAUGUCCUCCCGGUGUUCAGUAGAUGGAGCAACAUGUGUUUUCCAGCUAAAGGGUCACAUCACUCCGGUCAGAACAUUGGCCUUCAGCCCUGAUGGUCUAGCUCUGGCAUCUGGAGGAGUAGGAGGCCUCAUGAACAUCUGGUCCCUGCGGGAUGGGUCGGUCCUCCAGACGGUCGUAGCUGGGUCGGGGGCAAUUCAGAACAUCGUCUGGAUUUCAGAUGUGGGUGUAGCUGUCUGCUCCAACAGGUCAAAGGACGUGCUUGUCGUCAACUGCUCCAAAGAGUUCAUGGUGUCCAACCAUGUGCUAGCCACGUGCCGCACAGCUCUGAAGAAGCAGGGUGUGGUGGGACUUAACAUGGCGCCCUGCAUGAGGGCCUUCCUGGAGAGACUGCCUGUCAUGCUGCAGGAGCAAUAUGCCUACGAGAAGCCUCACGUUGUCUGUGGCGAGCAGCUCGUGCACAGCCCCUACAUGCAGUGCUUGGCCUCCCUGGCCGUGGGUCUCCACUUGGACCAGCUCAUGUGUCGCCCACCUGUGCCACCUCACCUGCGACACUGCCCGCCAGAGUCUGGCACUGCCAUCUGGAGCAUCAGCGAGUGGGCAUGGUUGGACUGCUUUUCUACAACAGUCAAAGCAGCGGAGGCUCUCGCUCGUGGCGCCACCUUCCCCGAGUCCUUCUCUGUUCCGGACAUGGAGCCUGUACCCAAAGAUGAAAUGGUUCUGCUCAUGGACAACAGUAAAUGGUCACCUGGAAUGGAUGAACAGAUCAUGUCCUGGGCUACGUCGAGACCAGAGGACUGGCACCUCGGAGGGAAGUGUGAUUGUUUUCUGUGGGGUGCAGGGCGACACGGUCAGCUAGCAGAGGCUGGCAGAAACAUACUGGUGCCGACCACAGCUCCGUCUUUCUCUCAAGCACAACAGGUGGUGUGUGGUCAGAAUUGCACCUUUGUGAUCCAGCCUAAUGGGACAGUGUUGGCGUGCGGUGAGGGAAGCUACGGUCGCCUGGGACAAGGCAACUCUGACGACCUGCAUGUACUCACCGUCAUUUCAGCUCUUCAAGGAUUUGUUGUGACACAACUGGUGACCUCGUGUGGCAGUGACGGUCACUCCAUGGCACUGACGGAGAGCGGCGAGGUGUUCAGCUGGGGGGACGGGGACUAUGGUAAGCUGGGCCAUGGAAACAGUGACCGCCAACGCAGACCCAGACAAAUAGAAGCUCUGCAAGGAGAGGAGGUGGUACAGAUGUCAUGUGGGUUCAAACAUUCAGCGGUGGUCACAGCUGACGGGAAACUCUUCACCUUUGGUAAUGGGGAUUAUGGCCGACUGGGACUGGGAAACACCUCCAACAAGAAACUGCCAGAGAAGGUCAUGGCUCUGGAGGGUUACCAGGUCGGACAGGUGGCAUGUGGUCUUAACCAUACUUUGGUCAUCUCUGCUGAUGGAAUGAUGGUUUGGGCUUUUGGUGACGGUGACUAUGGAAAACUGGGACUCGGUAAUUCCACAGCCAAGUCAUCGCCUCAGAAGGUGGAUGUGCUCUGUGGCAUCGGAAUCAAGAAAGUGGCGUGUGGCACGCAGUUCUCCGUGACUUUGACCAAAGACGGAAAGGUUUUCACAUUUGGCCAAGACCGUCUCAUUGGUCUCCCUGAGGGCCGGGCCAGGAACCACAACCGUCCCCAGCAAGUCCCGGCUCUGUCGGGGAUCCACAUCCAGGACAUCGCUGUCGGAGCAGAGCACACUUUGGUGCUUUCCUCCACAGGAGAUGUUUACACCUGGGGCAGCAACUCGGAGGGACAGCUGGGUCUUGGUCACACCAACCACGUCCGGGAGCCCACGCUUGCGACGGCGCUGCAGGGCAAGAACAUUCACCAGAUUUCUGCUGGACGAUGCCACAGUGCAGCAUGGACGGCUCCCUCUGUGCCGCCACGAGCGCCAGGCUCAUCAGUUCCCCUGCAGCUGGGUCUGCCUGUGGUGGUGCCUCCUCAGUACAGUUGCCUGAAGGAAGUGAGUAUCGAGUCAGUCAGAGCUCGCCUCCGCCUCCUCUACCACUUCUCCGACCUCAUGUACUCAUCAUGGAGACUGCUCAACCUCAGUCCUAACAACCAGAGCUGUGCCUCCCAUUACAACCCUGGCACCUGGGGGAUUGUCCAGGGCCAGCUGAGGUCACUGUUGGCUCCCAGAGUGUACACUCUGCCCAUGGUGCGCUCUAUCGGCAAAACUAUGGUGCAGGGAAAGAACUACGGUCCCCAGAUCACUGUCAAACGCAUCUCUACUCGGGGGCGGAAGUGUAAGCCAAUCUUCGUGCAGAUCGCUCGCCAGGUCGUAAAGCUCAACGCCUCUGACCUCCGACUGCCGUCGAGGGCUUGGAAGGUGAAGCUGGUGGGAGAAGGGGCGGACGAUGCAGGCGGCGUCUUUGAUGACACCAUCACAGAGAUGUGCCAGGAGCUGGAGACAGGGGUGGUGGACCUGCUCAUCCCUUCCCCCAACGCUACAGCAGAGGUCGGCUACAACAGAGACAGGUUCCUCCUGAGCCCGUCAGCCUGCCAUGAUGAGCACAUGCUGCAGUUUAAAUUUCUGGGCAUCCUGAUGGGCGUGGCCAUCCGCACUAAAAAGCCCCUUGACCUGCACCUGGCUCCGCUGGUGUGGAAGCAGCUUUGCUGCAUACCGCUGCUCCUGGAGGACCUGGAGGAGGUCGACCUCCUCUACGUGCAGACGCUGAAAAGCAUUCUUCACAUUGAAGACAGCGGCAUCACAGAGGAUAAUUUCCAUGAGAUGAUUCCUCUGGAUUCCUUUGUGGGGCAGAGUGCAGAUGGUAAGAUGGUGCCCAUCAUCCCAGGAGGAAACAGCAUUCCUCUCACGUUCUCCAACAGGAAGGAGUAUGUGGAGCGAGCUAUUGAGUACAGGCUACAUGAACUUGAUCGGCAGGUGGCGGCAGUUCGUGAAGGCAUGUCGUGGAUCGUCCCCGUGCCAUUGCUGUCGCUGCUGACGGCCAAACAGCUGGAGCAGAUGGUGUGCGGUAUGCCCGAGAUCUGCUGCGACGUGCUGAAGAAGGUGGUGCGGUAUCGGGAGGUGGACGAACAGCACUCGCUGGUGCAGUGGUUCUGGCAGACUCUGGAGGAGUUUUCCAACGAGGAGCGUGUCCUCUUCAUGCGCUUCGUCUCCGGACGCUCGAGGCUGCCGGCGAACACGGCUGACAUCUCUCAGAGGUUUCAGAUCAUGAAGGUGGACCGGCCAUACGACAGCCUGCCCACCUCUCAAACCUGUUUCUUCCAGCUGCGACUGCCACCGUACUCGAGUCAGGCUGUCAUGGCGGAGAGGCUGCGCUACGCCAUCAACAACUGCCGCUCCAUCGACAUGGACAAUUACAUGCUCUCCCGUAAUGUGGACAACGCAGAGGGCUCCGACACCGACUACUGACGAAGGCACUUCACACACGUCCACAUAAAUAAAUCAUAAGCUUCCCGGCAAUGACUGGGAACAGACUAAUGUAUCUGAAGUCACUAGGCAAAAACGCGCGUG